Gloeophyllum trabeum ATCC 11539 is the source of this 1165-nucleotide messenger RNA. RefSeq lists its product as uncharacterized. The record is from RefSeq and is a predicted model, not a curated record. The coding region runs from base 242 to 1165 and encodes 307 amino acids. The transcript is spliced from 3 exons. NCBI's taxonomy places the organism in Eukaryota, Fungi, Basidiomycota, Agaricomycetes, Gloeophyllales, Gloeophyllaceae.
GCGACGUUGGCAGUGAAUGCAGCUUGAUGCAUGAUGUGGCAUUGAGGCAUUGUUCUGAGGACUUGUGAUUGUUCAGGUUGUAUUAUCCAGGACCCUGCCUAGAAACUGUUGUUCGCAUGACGGUGAUUGUAGUCGCUCUACCCGAACUAUCGCAGGCUGACGUCCAAACCUCCUAAUCGUGGCCCGUCUUACCCUCAUCUCAAGGACGAAACCCAGGCCAAAACACAUCAAAGCUAGAGCAAUGACAUCCCCAGCCCGCCCGGCGCACAGCGACAGACGUACGCGGCUGCGUAAACUCGCGGAAGAAACCCUCGACGCCGUCUCAGCAGGGUCCUACACCUCGGAUGACGGCCGGACGUACUCCCUCCUCCGACGCACGCAGUUCUCGACGCAGAAUACACGUUACUACCCGCCCGACUCCGCGGUUUUAUCAGCAUGGUCCACCGCCCCGCGCCUCGUCCCGCCGGGCACGCUAUCGACCGACAUCUCCUUCCUCGAAGUAUCCACGCUCGACGGCGCGCGGCUCCUCUUCACCCAAAGAGGCCGUUCCAGCGACGGGCGCAUCGGCGUGCUGAACUUCGCCUCCGCGAAAAAGCCCGGCGGUGGCUUUCUCACCGGCGCACAGGCGCAGGAAGAAUCGCUCGCGCGCUCGUCAAAUCUCUACCCGACGCUCCUUACCGAGCCCGCGCAGCGCUUCUACACGCUGCACAAUAAGGACGGGAAGGGCGGGUACUACUCGCAUGCGAUGGUUUUCUCGCCGGGCGUCGCGCUCGUCCGCGACGACGCCGGCGCGUGGCUCCCGCCCGUCGAGGUCGACGUCGUCACGAGCGCAGCGGUCAACGCGGGCGUCGCGCGCAAUACGCUGUGGGGCCGCACUGCCGGCCAAGCGGAGGAGACGAAGAUCGCACGCGCGAUGAAAGAGCGCAUGGGUAGGAUUUUGUUUCUGUUCGAGCAGCAGGGCGUAGCGGAGUUGGUCCUUGGCAGCUUUGGCACGGGCGUGUUCAAGAACGAUGUGGCGACUGUGGCCAGGAUAUGGGCGGAGUUGCUGUGUGCGCCCGGCGCCAGGUUCAAAAACAUCUUCGAUCGUGUCCUGUUCGCGAUUAUCGGUCACACGACGUUUGAGGAAUUCCGGGACGCGUUCCAGGCGAUGGCUGCUGGUGCCUAG